Caenorhabditis sp. 36 PRJEB53466 is the source of this 892-nucleotide messenger RNA. NCBI's taxonomy places the organism in Eukaryota, Metazoa, Nematoda, Chromadorea, Rhabditida, Rhabditidae. The record is from the annotation of a GenBank genome assembly.
AUGCCAAUUGACACCAGCUUCCACGUUUCUGCGGAUUUUACCCAGGAAGCGGUUAGUCACUCUCAAAUGACAUGUUUCCAUCUUAAAACCAACAUUUUUCAGGUUCAAUUUGUUGCUCUGGAGGAUACUGGAGUUGUUCUGAGUCACAGCCGUCGCGAGUACGUGGCAAUCGGAAAGAAGAACAGAGCGGUCAAUGUGGUAAGCCACUAUCCUACUAAAUUUCAGCAGGUUUACUCAAUAACAUGUUGUUUCAGGUCGACUUUGUUGACUCCCCCGAGGUCGGAGUUCUUGAGAACACCUUCACCAUGGAGUGGCAAAGCGUUGGAAACACCGUCCAGGUCCACUUCACCGGUCAGUUACACCCUGAAUCUCGUAGAAAUCCUUAAUAAUUGUGUUCAGGAACCGGAGGAUCCCUUGUCGGACAACAGGGAAACCCGGGAGUGCUUCUUAUCGAUGACGAGAUGAUCAAAGUCAACGUAAGAAUUGAGAGGAAUCUCGACUCUAUAACGGUUUUGAAUUUCAGCUCCUCAUGAAGAGAACCGACGGAUCCUUCUACUUGGAGGCUAGCGACGACUUCCUCAUGGUGGUGGCCAAGUCCACCCCAAGCGGAAACCCAGAUGUUGACACCGUUCAGGCUUCCCAGUGAGUUUCGAACCUGACUAGAUUUAGCUGUUUGGCUUUCAAAACAAACACUUUUUCCAGAUUCCCGGGAAGCGGAACCAAACUCCCAAUCGGCUACUGGCACUCGGUCCCAUUCCCAAUUCCGGGAGCCGGAAAGCUCACCCUGCUCGAGAUGGUCGCCAAGACGGACAAGAACGCCGUGAUCAACGUGGCCGAGACCACCGGAGUCCCACUCCGCAUCCCAAUCAAGACUGUUGUGGCUGACGAUUGA